Messenger RNA from Rhododendron vialii, 641 nucleotides. Its product is annotated as dirigent protein 23-like. The coding region runs from base 31 to 606 and encodes 191 amino acids. NCBI's taxonomy places the organism in Eukaryota, Viridiplantae, Streptophyta, Magnoliopsida, Ericales, Ericaceae. The record is from RefSeq and is a predicted model, not a curated record. The transcript has a single exon.
AGAGAGAGAGAGAGAGAGAGAGAGAGAGAGAUGGAAAAACAGUUGUGUGCAAUUCUAUUGUUCUGCUCAAUGAUCAUGGCCAUGCCUGUGGUUCAUGGCAUCGACGAAAGCCCACAAGCAUUGGAAAAGUGGUUCCAAAGCCUCAGUAUGAUGAAGGAAAAGGUAACAAAGCUUCACUUCUAUUUCCGUGACCAAGUCAGUGGAGAAAACCCGACUGCUGUGGGCGUGGCCCAAGCCAUCAAUACUUCCCAGUCACCCACCUUUUUUGGUUUAGUUAGGGUGAUGGACAAUGCAUUGACGGUCGGGCCUGAGCCCAACUCUCCGAUAGUAGGCCGAGCCCAGGGGACUUAUACAUCGGCUGGGCUGGAGGAAGUGGGUCUACUCAUGACUUUGAAUUUUGUUUUCACGAGCGGAGAGUACAAAGGUAGCACCCUUAGCGUUCUAGGACGAAAUCCAAUCUUCAAUUUGUACCGUGAAUUGCCCAUUGUUGGAGGGUCCGGUGUUUUCCGACUAGCACAUGGAAUCGCCACCGCAAAGACUUAUUCGUUCAAUACCACUUCCGAUGACGCUAUAGUGGAGUAUAAAGUAAUUGUCCUUCAUUAUUGAGUGACUUUGGAUCGGUACAAAGAACUGCUAAUAAG